Molecule: messenger RNA, 6956 nt
Organism: Gekko japonicus
Lineage: Eukaryota; Metazoa; Chordata; Lepidosauria; Squamata; Gekkonidae
Gene: BAZ2B
Product: bromodomain adjacent to zinc finger domain 2B
Exons: 35
Coding region: 195-6626 (2143 amino acids)
Molecular function (GO): DNA binding; protein binding
Source: RefSeq, a predicted model, not a curated record
UGCCUUCUUGAUAGCUUUUGAUAAUAGACAUCUGCUGACCUCUGGGGUCAGUGAAGCUGGGACACAGUAAUAUGUGUUCUUUCAUUCCUCUUAACUGAGAGAAAGAAAUAUCACGGCUUGUUGUUCUGGAGUGCUGUCACUGUGCUGUAUCGAAAGGAUAAUGGCUACUUCCUGAUUAAACCACUAUCCACAAUAUGGAGUCUGGAGAACGGUUAACAUCAACGACAGCAGCCUCCUCCACUACAGCUACAUCAUCUCCUGCAUCCUCAACACCUUCUGUUGUUUCGGCAGUUUCCAAAGGUGGCCUUUCCACUGGAGCUGCAUCACUUAGCUCCACAAUCAACACCUGUGGACAUUUAUUCAGAACAGCUGGGGAUCAACCGUGUAACCUGUCCACAGUGUCGAGUGCCUUCCCAAUGGUCAGCCACCCAGUCUUUGGUCUACACACAACCAGCUCAGGGCAUACAGAAUUUGGUGGCUUGGGGACACUUGGUACACCCACAGCCUUAGCAGCACAUCCCCAACUAGCACCUUUUCCAGAAUGGUGGCGAAAUGCAGAGGUGCACUCCCGUACUGGAACAGCUUUCUUCCCACCACUUCUGGGAAUUUCUCCUCUGUUUGCUCCUCCUGCUCAGAAUCAUGACUCCACUUCGUUCCAUUCAAGAACUGCAGGAAAAAGUAAUCGAGGCAGCUCAGAGAAAGGUGUUAAUGGAUCAGUAAAUGGGAACAGUACCACGUCAGUAUCAGGCAUCAAUACAUCUGUAUUAUCCACCACCACUGCAAGUUCUGCAGGGCAGGCAAAGGUUAUAACCUCAAUAGGAGGAAGUCACAAAUGUAACCAGGAACAAAAUAAAACCCAGAUUCUGGAUGCCAGAGCUGACAAGAUUAAAGAUAAGAAACCCAGGAAAAAAGCUGUGGAUAGUUCCAGCAACAGCGAAAGUGAUUCUGGCUCCUCUUCAGAUACAUCCAGUGAAGGCAUUAGCAGCAGUGACUCAGAUGAUUUGGAGGAAGAUGAGGAGGAGGAGGAAGAGGAGGAUCAAAGUCCUGAAGAAAGUGAAGACGAUGAUUCUGAUUCAGAAAGUGAAGCACAGCCGAAAACUAAGAACAAGGUGCUAUUGCAUAGUGGACCAGAGAUGAAAGCAGACGGACAAAAAAACCAUGAAAAGCCCCAGGAAAAGAGAACACACCAGCCAAUACCUCUUGUGUCUGAUACCCAGACUCACCCAUCAUUCCAGUCCCAGCAGAAGCAGCCUCAGGUUUUGUCACAGCAGCUUCCCUUUAUUUUCCAAAGCUCUCAGGCAAAGGAGGAAUCUGUGAACAAACAUACAAGCGUAAUACAGUCUACGGGAUUGGUGCCCAAUGUGAACCCUUUGUCUUUGGUAAAUCAAGCCAAAAAGGAAACUUUCUUAAAACUUAUAGUUCCUUCUCCUGAUCUACUCAAGGCAGGGAAUAAAAAUACCUCUGAAGAACCUAGUCCAUUGACCAUUGAUGUAAGAUCAAACCGGGAACAGUACAAACAAACAUUCCCAGCACAGUUAAAGAAACAACACGAAUCAUCCAAGAACCUGAAGAAGGUUGUCACAACAGUAUCAAGUCCAAAGCCAACCUGUUCAUCACCAGCUCAUCAGAAACACACAUCUGUAGAAAACAACCAUUCUAAUCCUUUCUUGACCAAUGCACUUUUAGGUAACCAUCAACCCAAUGGAGUUAUUCAGAGCGUCAUUCAGGAGGCUCCGCUAGCACUUACCACAAAAUCCAAAUCUCAGCCCAAGGCUAGUGAAAACGUACCUACUUCCAGCAAUGUAACCUUUUCCUCACCAGUAAAUUUAAGCACGUGUGGGAAAAAGACACCGAGCAACCGGACACCUGUUAUGUCCUCUACCUCUCCUGUAUUACCUGGUCCAGCAAAGGAAAAGGCUGUCAGCAAUAACGCAAUAACAUCAGUAAAAACACAACACAACCAUCCUUCCACAAAAUCAUUAGUUGAACAGUUCAGAGGACCAGAUUCAGACAUUCUCAGCAGUAAAGAUUCCGAAGACUCGAACGAUGAGGAUGAGGAUGACGACGAUGAGGAGGAGGAUGAAGAUGAAGAAGAUGAAGAUGAAGAUUCUGAUGACAGUCAAUCAGAAUCUGAUAGCAAUUCAGAAGGGUCUGACACUGAAGGAUCUGAAGAUGAUGAGGAAGAUGAUAAAGAUCCAGAUGAAUCUGAGACCGACACGGAGGGAGAAAAGUCUGCAGUUAAAUUGAACAAAACAGCUUCCUCUGCCAAAAGCUCUUCCAUCAAUCUUGCCACUUGCUCGACUCCACUUAACCUCCAAGUAGCAAAGACCCCGAGUUCUGCUCCUGCAGCGUUAUGCCCCAAGUCCCCUUCACCCGUCUUUGUGGGCACUCCUCCGCCUCCUCUUACGUCAAGCACACACUGUGGUACUUCAAAAAGGCGAAGAGUAACUGAUGAGCGAGAAUUGCGCAUUCCUCUGGAGUACGGCUGGCAAAGGGAAACGCGAAUAAGGAACUUUGGUGGUCGUCUUCAAGGAGAAGUAGCCUAUUACACACCAUGCGGAAAGAAGCUACGGCAGUACCCUGAAGUAGUAAAGUAUCUCAGCAGAAAUGGAAUAAUGGAUAUCUCAAGGGACAAUUUCAGCUUCAGUGCAAAAAUAGGAGUGGGUGACUUCUAUGAAGCCAGAGAUGGACCGCAGGGGAUGCAAUGGUGUUUACUGAAAGAAGAGGAAGUCCUUCCCCGUAUCAGAGCUAUGGAAGGACGUAGAGGACGACCGCCAAAUCCAGAAAGACAGCGUGCUAAAGAGGAGUCGAAAAUGAGGCGUCGCAAGGGUCGGCCUCCAAAUGUUGGUAGCACCGAGUUCCUUGACAACACAGAUGCUAAACUGUUGAGGAAGUUACAAGCCCAAGGCAUUUCAGAAACUAUUCAUGUGGAAAAGAUUAAGAGAAUCCAGCAAAUCAGAAUGGAGAAAGAACUUCGGGCUCAGCAAAUUUUAGAGGCAAAAAAGAAAAAGAAAGAAGAAGCAGCAAAUGCCAAAUUAUUGGAGGCCGAGAAACGAAUAAAGGAAAAGGAAAUGAGGAGGCAGCAAGCUGUUCUACUGAAACAUCAGGAGCGAGAAAGGAGAAGGCAGCACAUGAUGCUAAUGAAAGCCAUGGAGGCACGUAAAAAAGCAGAAGAGAAAGAACGGUUAAAGCAAGAAAAACGAGAUGAAAAGAGAUUAAAUAAAGAGCGUAAACUGGAACAGCGAAGAUUGGAAUUAGAAAUAGCUAAGGAGCUAAAGAAGCCUAAUGAAGAUAUGUGCUUAGCAGACCAGAAGCCUUUGCCAGAGUUGCCUCGCAUUCCAGGCCUGGUUCUCUCUGGAAGUACAUUUUCAGAUUGCCUCAUGGUGGUGCAGUUUUUGCGGAACUUUGGGAAAGUUCUCGGCUUUGAUGUCAACCUGGACGUCCCAAGUUUAAGUGUUCUUCAGGAGGGGCUGUUAAAUAUAGGUGACAGCAUGGGAGAAGUACAAGAUCUGCUUGUGAGGUUGCUCUCCGCUGCCAUUUGUGACCCAGGGCUGGUAACAGGAUACAAGGCUAAAACAAUCCUUGGGGAUCAUUUGCUGAAUGUUGGCAUCAACAGAGACAACGUGUCUGAAAUUCUGCAGAUUUUUAUGGAAGGCCACUGUGGGCAAACUGAGCUCACAGAAAGCUUGAAAACCAAAGCUUUCCAGGCACAACCACCAGCUCAGAAAGCAUCCGUACUUGCUUUCCUCGUUAACGAGUUAGCAUGUAGCAAAAGUGUUAUAAGUGAAAUUGAUAAAAACAUAGAUUAUAUGUCUAAUUUAAGGAGAGAUAAGUGGAUGGUUGAAGGCAAACUUCGAAAGCUUAGAAUAAUUCAUGCUAAGAAAACAGGCAAAAGAGAUAUUUCUGGAGGAGGUGACAUAGGAGAAGAGCAGCAUUCACUGGGUACACCCACACCAGGCCGAAAAAGGAGGCGGAAGGGAGGGGACAGCGAUUAUGAUGACGACGAUGAUGAUUAUAGUGAUGAUCAAGCCGAUGAAGAUGACGAGGAUGAGGAGGACAAGGAUGACAAAAAGGGAAAGAAAGCAGAUAUUUGUGAAGAUGAGGAUGAUGGGGACCAGACAGCAAGUGUGGAGGAACUAGAGAAACAAAUUGACAAGCUGACUAAGCAACAAAACCAAUACAGAAGAAAGUUAUUUGAAGCAUCUCACUCUUUACGUUCAAUGAUGUUCGGCCAGGAUCGUUACAGACGUCGAUACUGGAUUCUGCCACAAUGUGGGGGUAUUUUUGUUGAAGGCAUGGAAAGUGGAGAAGGUCUGGAAGAAAUUGCAAAAGAAAAAGAGAAGCUGAAAAAGGCCAAAAACAUUCAUAUCAAAGAAGAGAUGUUUGAGACCUCUGAGGAAAAAUUAAGCUGUUUAAACCCAAAUCAGUGUGAUCAGAAAGAAGAUCUCAAAGAAAAGGACAGCACGAAUCUGUUCCUGCAAAAACCUGGCUCUUUUUCUAAGCUAAGCAAACUGUUGGAGGUAGCAAAAAUGCCUCCUGAAACUGACAUUACAUCCCAGAAAGCCAACGGCAGUGCCGCGAAUGGGUGCUCGUUAUCUUAUCAAAACAGCUCUAAAACCUCACUCUGUAGCCACCAGCCCUCUGUAUCACAAAGCAGCAGUGAAAAGUCCGAUCCAAAUAAUCUCUUUAAUCCUCUUGCAAGUGGGCCAGGGAAGUUUUACAGUGCUCCAUUAAUUUCAAAUGACCAACUGUUAAAGACUCUUACGGAAAAGAGCAGGCAGUGGUUCAGUCUCUUGCCCAGAACUCCUUGUGAUGACACAUCGGUUACCCAUACGGACCUGCCAGCUGCCGCCGCGUCUUCACUCACUCCUCAUUCUCAUCCUCCAUCCAAAUCACCUUCGCCUGUCCCAUCUCCACUUGUUGGUUCUGCCUCUUCACCAAGCCCAAUGGGAUUGAGUCCUUUCACAUUAUCACCCCUUCAGAUGAAGACAGGAUUGCCUGUAAUGGGACUUCAGUUCUGUGGAUGGCCUACUGGAGUAAUAACUUCAAAUCUUCCAUUUCCAUCUCCCAUGCCUCCUAUGGGGUCCGGGCUAGGAUUGUCUGAGGGAAAUGGCAAUUCAUUCUUGACACCCAGUGUUCCAGCCAGUAAAAGUGAAUCACCAGUGCCACAAGUAGAGAAACAAACUUCUACGCCUUGUACAGUGGUUGAAGUAGCCAAACCAGUUGAUUAUCCUAGUCCAAAGCCCAUUCCAGAAGAAAUGCAGUUUGGCUGGUGGAGAAUCGUUGACCCAGAGGACCUAAAAGCUUUGCUUAAAGUGUUACAUCUCAGGGGAAUUCGAGAAAAGGCCUUACAGAAGCAAAUACAAAAGCAUAUGGAUUAUAUUACUCUAGCCUGCCUCAAGAAUAAAGAUGUUGCAAUUAUUGAAGUACAGGAAAAUGAUGAAAACCAGGUAACACGAGAUAUUGUGGAGAAUUGGUCCACAGAAGAGCAAGCCAUGGAGAUGGAUAUUGCUAUUCUUCAGCAGGUGGAAGACCUAGAAAGAAGAGUGGCAUCUGCUAGUUUGCAAAUCAAGGGUUGGAUGUGCCCCGAGCCAGCAUCGGAAAGGGAAGACCUGGUAUAUUAUGAACAUAAGUCAGUUACUAAAUUGCAUAAGAAGCGAGACGGUGACGGUGCUGGUGGAGAAGAAGGCAAUAGCGGUACUCUAGAGCGGAAGAGUGACAACCCUCUAGAUAUAGCAGUAACCAGACUUGCUGACUUGGAGCGGAACAUAGAGCGAAGAAUGGAAGAGGAUAUUGCUCCAGGGCUAAGGGUAUGGAGAAGGGCAUUGUCAGAAGCCCGCAGUGCUGCACAGGUAGCUCUGUGCAUUCAGCAGUUACAGAAAUCAAUAGCAUGGGAAAAAUCUAUUAUGAAAGUUUACUGCCAAAUAUGCCGCAAAGGGGACAACGAAGAACUGUUGCUGCUUUGUGAUGGGUGUGACAAAGGUUGUCACACUUAUUGCCAUAGGCCCAAGAUCAAUACAAUUCCAGAUGGUGACUGGUUUUGUCCUGCUUGCAUAGCAAAGGCAAGUGGUCAAACUUUAAAAGUUAAAAAAAAUCCACUCAAAGGGAAGAAGAGUAACGACCAUAAGAAAGGCAAGAAAUUGCCCUUAAUGGUAGAGAUGGAGGAAGAGGACUCUGCAACCACAAGCAACUCAAUAAAAAAAGCGAAAACAGACUCCAAAAAGAGAAAAAUUGAUGAAAAUGUUUCUGUUAGUUCCUCAAAGCAAGAAAGUGUUUCCCCUGUGAAGAAAGCUAAACACGAUGAAUCCAAGGACAUGGCUUUAUGCAGUGUUAUCCUUUCUGAAUUGGAAACUCAUGAGGAUGCAUGGCCUUUCCUACUUCCUGUAAACUUGAAACUUGUUCCUGGUUAUCGGAAGGUUAUUAAAAAACCCAUGGAUUUUUCCACCAUUCGAGAGAAACUAAGUAAUGGACAGUACCCUAAUCUUGAAGCCUUUGCUGUAGAUGUCAGGCUUGUGUUUGACAACUGUGAAACGUUUAAUGAAGACGAUUCUGACAUAGGCCGAGCUGGCCACAAUAUGAGGAAACAUUUUGAAAAAAAAUGGACAGAGAUUUUCAAAGUGAGCUGAAGUGAUCACUGUCCAACAUGUUUAUUUUUUUUUAAAUGAGGAUGAAUGAGACCAGCAAUGUGAACUGUAUUUACAUUAAAGUACAAGGCACAUGCAUAACUAAUGACUGUUUUAUUUUCUCCUUUAAAGUAUCACAGAGGUGUGGUACUAAUUCUUAAGGCUUCACUCCUAUGGCAACCACGGCCCUUGGUUCUUGGUUUGUGUGUUUUAUCAAACUAUUUUAGGUAGAACAGGGAAGUACACCCAAAGAAUUUAAAAGUAAGGGGUGUUAUAGUGCAAUAGCAAUUUAAAAUAUAUCAAAACGCACUGAAUAUUCAACCACCAGAGCUC